UAAAAUGAAACUAAAAAAAUAAAAUGAAGUUAAUAUGAUGAAAUAAUCAUAGACUAUGGCAGAUUAUUGCUUCACAAGAAAUCCAUUAUGUGUGUGCAAACAAUGAAGUGAUCAUUAUAGUUUAGAAGUUCAACCACCAAAGCUUGGCUUUUGAAAAAGGUAACCAAAUUGUUCUAUCCUGUUCAGUAAAUUUAUGGGUUUGGACAGGAAUUGCAUGGGCUUUGAACAGCAGAAUAGUAAAGAAAAGGGGUAAAGGAUGAACACCUGUCACAAAGGCUGUGGGUUUGGUUUCUUAUAUAAGAAUGAGGCCAAAGGCCAAGAAGUGUUCUCACAUUGAUUACAACAUCAUCUUUGUUUUUUGAAACAAACAACUCCGAAUCAAGUAAUUCAAAUUUCCAAAAUCCCUUCUCUUCUCUCCCCAGAUUACUAACUAUUUCAUUUCUCCUUCAUUGCACUGCUAGUUUUCUCUCAUUUUGAGCUCACAGAUUGCUUUCAUGGUGAAUGUAGCAGAUUGUUGAAGCUUUCAAUAAAAUGGUGGCUACUACUUGCAAAGAAGAUGGACAAUGGAGUGGAAAGAAAAUAGAAGCUGGAGAAGGUUUGAAGACUUUAGAGUGCUUAAGAGGAAGAUUGCUUGCAGAGAGACAAGCUUCGAGAUCGGCCAAAGAAGAAGCAGAGCUUAUGGGGAAAAAGUUGAUAGAGUUGGAGAAUCAGAUUAGAAAGGAGACAGAGGCAAGGAACAAAGCUGAGAGGAGGCUUAAACUCCUGAUGAAGAAGCUUGAAUCCCUCAACAUAGCCUCCACAUCAGUAACCUCACAAAAUUCAAAUUCAACAGAAAUUUCCACAAAUUCCUCAGCCACAAAAGAAACACAAGUCCAAGAAUCAAGAUCAGAGAGUCUCGUUUCAACAAUCUCGGACAAUAAAGGCGAGAAAGUUCAAGAAAUCAUCAUAGAUAACAAACCUAAUCAGAUCUCUCCAGAUCGAACCAAUUCAAGCCCUAACUCCAAAUCUCGAAACAAUUCCAGCACCGAUUCCCCCCGAUCCUCUCAAAUCUCUCAAGUAAAAUAUCAAAGCUUUUCAGCAGAAGGAAAGGAGAGAGAGAACGAACAUUACAUAGAUAAGGUGGCCGCGUCGGUCCCCGGAGCGGCACCGGCGGCGACGAAGAUGAAGAUGAAGAUGAAGGGAAUCCAUGAGAGGGGAACAGAAGUUCCUGAUGCUGUAAAGCAGCACGUCAUCAGAGGAAACGUCCAGAGGCCAUUUGAGAGAAGAAAUCAAAUGAAAGCCAUAAUGAGUAUGUAAAUUAAUUCUAUUUGUUGGAAUAUUUUUGUAAGAAUCUCAAUCUCUAUGUUAUAUUAUUAUA
Messenger RNA from Cucurbita pepo subsp. pepo (vegetable marrow), 1357 nucleotides. Lineage: Eukaryota; Viridiplantae; Streptophyta; Magnoliopsida; Cucurbitales; Cucurbitaceae. The record is from RefSeq and is a predicted model, not a curated record.